Molecule: messenger RNA, 1134 nt
Organism: Trachymyrmex septentrionalis
Lineage: Eukaryota; Metazoa; Arthropoda; Insecta; Hymenoptera; Formicidae
Product: odorant receptor 13a-like
Exons: 9
Coding region: 1-1134 (377 amino acids)
Biological process (GO): detection of chemical stimulus involved in sensory perception of smell; sensory perception of smell
Cellular component (GO): plasma membrane
Molecular function (GO): odorant binding; olfactory receptor activity
Source: RefSeq, a predicted model, not a curated record
AUGUUUCUGGCCGUAAUCGGCCAAUGGCCAUUUCAAUCGCGACUGGAAAGUAACAUGAUGUUCGCCAUUACAUCUUUGUCCACUUUUAGUUUUAUAUCCUUUCAGCUUUGGGGUUUAGCAGCUGGAAUAAAGGAUCUAAGCAUUAUUAUGGAAAACGCUUCGCAGAUACUGGUGAAUAGUAUGAUCGCUAUAAAGCUCAUUAAUUGCGUGUUUACUAAUGAUAAAAUGAAAGUACUUCUGGAGGACAUCAAAAAGACAUGGAAGAUAGAACAUACAGAUGCAGAAAAAAAAAUAUUACAACAUUACGCAGAGAAAAGCAGGAUUUUCACGAUAGGAUACGCCAUUGCUUUCUAUGCGACAUGGCUUUUCUACACAACAACAUCAAUCGUCGUUAGCGGAAUCUAUACGAUUUUACCGACAAACAAAACGUACACUGCCAAGUUCCUAUAUCGGAUAGACCAUGUUCUUGACAUAGACAAAUAUUUCGAACUGCUGAUGCUUCACGGAUUUAUUAGCGUAUUCUACUUAUCCUCUGUGCCGGUAGCCGUCGACGCAACGUUUACACUUUGCACGCAUCACGUCUGCGCGUUGUUCGAAUGCUUACGUUAUAACAUAGAGCGCAUACGAGGCUCGGAUUUUGUAUUACUCGAACCAAAUAUUAAGGAUGAUGAAGCAUAUCGUAACAUAAUUGACUGCAUCAAAUCGUAUCAACAUGCUUUAAAAUAUUCUGAUGUGCUCUCAUCUAACUAUGCAACAUCAUUUUUCUUUCUACUGGGCAAUGUAAUUAUAUCCUUGAGCUUUUGCGCGGCUCAGUUGAUGAUGGUAGACAAUCAACUGGAAGAAAUUGUCAGACUUCUCGCUGUUACUUUAGCGCAAUUAUUACACAUAUAUUUCCUAAGUUUGAUUUCUCAAAGAUUAAUCGAUCACAGCAGCAGACUUCAAAACGUAAUUUACAGCUGCGAUUGGUAUAAGAUUUCAAGGAGAUCGAAACAACUUUUGAGAUUUACUUUACUGCGUACUACUAAGCCGUGUCAAUUAAUAGCUGGUAAUAUGUUCGUAAUGUCGAUGGAGAAUUUUAGCUCGAUCUUAAGAAUAUCCUUAUCGUACUUCACGAUGCUUACGUCACUACAAUAA